Messenger RNA from Gossypium raimondii (Peruvian cotton), 1533 nucleotides. RefSeq lists its product as uncharacterized. Gene Ontology annotation, cellular component: cytoplasm. Lineage: Eukaryota; Viridiplantae; Streptophyta; Magnoliopsida; Malvales; Malvaceae. The transcript has 9 exons. Bases 93 to 1304 code for a protein of 403 amino acids. The record is from RefSeq and is a predicted model, not a curated record.
UAGGUAAAAGCCCAAAACCAGCACUGGGUUGACUCACCCAAGUUCCAAAGCAUUGAAAGCGGACUCCAAAUCAAAAUCAAGCAUGUAGGCCUAUGAGUAUAAGAGAAGGAUUGAGGACCCAUAUUUCUCCAAAAUCCCAUAAACCCCCAAGUUUGUCUUUGAGACGCAAAAAGGAAGGAGGAAAAGUAAUGGCUGACGACCAAGAAGAGCCACCUCUUGCUAUUCGAAUUGACCAAACGGUGGAGGAACCUUCCCAAUCUGAUCAAGAGAAACCUCAAAACGACUACGUUUCAGUUGGGGUAACAGUCAUCACUGGCUACCUCGGUGCUGGCAAAUCCACUCUUGUUAAUUAUAUAUUGAAUGCCCAACAUGGUAAAAGGAUUGCUGUGAUUUUGAAUGAGUUUGGUGAAGAGAUUGGAGUUGAAAGGGCUAUGAUAAACGAAGGAGAAAGUGGUGCCCUUGUUGAAGAAUGGGUUGAGCUAGCUAAUGGGUGUGUUUGUUGCACUGUUAAACAUAGUUUGGUUCAAGCACUGGAACAACUUGUUCAAAUGAAGAAAAAACUUGAUCAUAUACUGUUAGAGACCACAGGGUUAGCAAACCCUGCUCCUCUGGCAUCCGUUCUUUGGCUGGAUGAUCAACUGGAAUCUUCAGUCAAGCUUGAUUCUAUAGUUACUGUUGUAGAUGCCAAAAACCUGCGGUUUCAGCUAAACAGGCAUCGUGACUCUUCCUCAUUUCCUGAAGCAUUUCUUCAAAUAGCAUUUGCGGAUGUUGUAAUUCUUAAUAAGGUUGAUUUGGUUUCUCAAGAGCAAUCUGAAGGUGCUCUAGAGGAGCUGGAAAAUGAAAUACAUAGCAUAAACUCCCUUGCCAAUAUCAUUCGUUCUAUUCGAUGUGAAGUAGACUUGUCUCAGAUACUUAACCGGCAAGCAUAUGAUGCUACACAUGCCACUCAUUUAGAAGCCCUCUUAGAAGAAAGCAAAUCAUUAUCUUCCGGAGAUCUUCAUGAUAGUGGUGUGUGCACACUAUGCAUUAAUCAGACGGAGGCUGUCAAUCUUCAUAAGGUCCGUUUGUGGAUUGAGGAGAUUCUCUGGGAUAAGAAAUAUGGCAUGGAUGUAUAUCGCUGCAAAGGGGUUUUACGUGUUGGAAACUCUGAUCAACUACAUACUUUGCAGGCUGUAAGAGAGAUAUAUGAGAUCGUUCCUACUCGCCAAUGGAGAAACGAGGAAAAGCAGAUGAACCGGAUAGUUUUUAUCGGUCAUAAUCUGGAUGAAAAUAUACUCAUUGAUACCUUUAGAGGUUGUGUAUGAGAAUCAACUUGGUCUGAGUGACACUCACCAUUUGUGAAUUCAUUUUGGUAGAAUAAAAAAUACCAAAUCUACUGUUGUGAACAAUUUUUUAUUGAUGUGAUGUAAGAAUAAACAUUUUAGGUAGGAGUAUAACCUACAUUUCAAACUGUUUAAUGUGUUUUGAUAUUUAAUUGUAUCAUCUGCAUGUUUCACUCACUUUAUUAUUGAAUAAGAUAAAGAUAUUCAUACA